GGACCUCAACCAGGAUAAAAUUUUCCCAUUCUUCCUUACAAGUUGCUACAUUGGGAAAAAAAAAAAAAAAAAAAGGUGGUUGAGGCUCAAUGCACUAUAGCCUCAAUUUUAUUUUUUUUGGAAAAAAAGGUAAGGCCACCAAGUGGGGUCACAGCUCUAAAUCCUCAUCACUGUAUCACCUUUGUUGUAUUUUUGUGUAUGAAAAAUCCAGUCACUUUGCCCAACACAGAGCACUCCUCAGUCCUCACCCUUUUCACACUCACAAAUAACCAACAUUAGUGUGUUUUAUCUUCUGCACCUUUCUUCAUCCCCAGCCUCUGUUUAUCCUCAUCUUAUCAUGUCUGCUUUUGUAUUUGCACUCCUCCUUUUGGCCAUGGCCGGCCACUCAAAUGCUGCAUGGUGCGCUUGCAAAGGAUUGAGUGAUUCAGUGUUGCAAAAGACACUGGACUAUGCUUGUGGAGCCGGGGCGGAUUGCAACCCGAUCCAUCAAAACGGACCUUGUUUUAACCCGAAUAGCGUAAGAGCUCACUGCAAUUUUGCUGUAAACAGCUAUUUCCAGAAGAAGGGCCAAGCUGCCGGGUCAUGUGAUUUUUCUGGCACCGCCACUGUUACCGCAACUGACCCCAGCCCAGCUGGCUGUGUUUAUCCUGCUACUGCAAGUAGCACCACUCCGACGACCACCGGCCCCACCACGGGCACAGCCAACACCGGCGGAUCUCCUUACGUUACAAAUCCAAACUCAGGCGUAUUAGGAGGUGUCAACAACGGUUUAGGCCCGUCGGGUGCUGGCAUGAACACAGAUAUAAGCCAUGGUGGGAUUUCAUUUCAACAGGGGACCCUGUUUUCCUUUAUGACAGUUACUAGCAUUAUUUCUGCACUUGCAUUAUUUUGAUCUGAAUAAGAGAAGUUCCACUGUUUGUGUACCAUAGGAUAGUUGUGGGGUUUAUGUCAAAAUUGUAUGAGCAGAAGGGGGCAUGUACCUAUAUAUGCAUGUGAUGUUAUAUUAUUAUAAUUGUUGGUAUGUUUGGAGUGGUUCGAAUUUGUUUUUGAUGUCAAAGUUAAUAGUUUUUUGACUCC
This is a messenger RNA of Capsicum annuum, 1077 nucleotides long. RefSeq names its product PLASMODESMATA CALLOSE-BINDING PROTEIN 3. The transcript is spliced from 4 exons. NCBI's taxonomy places the organism in Eukaryota, Viridiplantae, Streptophyta, Magnoliopsida, Solanales, Solanaceae. The record is from RefSeq and is a predicted model, not a curated record. Bases 338 to 892 code for a protein of 184 amino acids.